This is a messenger RNA of Cajanus cajan (pigeon pea), 1709 nucleotides long. RefSeq lists its product as uncharacterized. The record is from RefSeq and is a predicted model, not a curated record. Gene Ontology annotation, biological process: transmembrane transport. NCBI's taxonomy places the organism in Eukaryota, Viridiplantae, Streptophyta, Magnoliopsida, Fabales, Fabaceae.
AUUUUUAGAAAAAAAAUAAAGAAAGAAAGAAAACCCUAGUUGUUCCAAUCCAACAACCACUCGGUUCCAAAAAGGAAAGGGUUUUUCCUCAACACUUUCCACCUUCACCACAUAAAGCUCUUUUCCUCUUCAAUUCACCCAUCCAUGUUCUUCUUCUUCUUCUUCUUCUCUGCGCGCCCCAACGCAAGCGUUUCCGAUGUGAUACCUCGAGCUUCCAGAGCACAGCCACUUGUUCCUGAAGAAGAAGCGCUGUGAUCCGUUCGAUUACGAGGGUUUGGGUUGGGAUUGGGAAUGGAAGCGCGCGUGGGGAUGGUGGUGGAAGGGGGGCAGAGAACCCUCAACAACGACGCCGCCGCCGCCAAGUUCCUGGUGGCGCCGAAUACCCAGAAGCUGGGAACGAUGCAUCAGCUUCUCGCCGGCGGCGUCGCCGGGGCGUUUAGCAAGACCUGCACUGCGCCCCUUGCGCGACUCACUAUCCUCUUUCAGGUGCAAGGUAUGCAUUCUGAUGUGGCAGCAUUGAGCAACCCUAGCAUAUGGCGAGAGGCAUCACGUAUUAUCAAUGAAGAAGGGUUUAGAGCAUUUUGGAAAGGCAAUAUGGUGACCAUUGCUCAUCGUCUCCCAUAUUCUGCAGUCAACUUCUAUGCCUAUGAACGCUACAAGAAUCUAUUACAUUCAGUGAUGGGGGAGAAUGUUAAUGGAAAUUCAAGUGCAAACCUCCUUGUGCACUUUGUGGGUGGUGGUUUGGCAGGUAUAACAGCUGCUUCUGCCACAUAUCCUUUGGAUCUUGUGAGAACACGACUUGCGGCACAGAGAAGUAUCAUGUACUACAGGGGCAUCUCUCAUGCCUUCAGUACCAUCUGUAGAGAAGAAGGUUUCUUGGGUCUGUAUAAGGGGCUUGGAGCAACAUUGUUGGGUGUUGGACCCAGUAUAGCUAUUAGUUUUUCUGUUUAUGAGUGGUUACGUUCUUUAUGGCAGUCACAGAGGCCUGAUGAUUCUACUGCUGUGGUUGGUCUUGCUUGUGGCAGUCUUUCUGGAAUUGCAUCCUCAACAGCAACAUUUCCUUUGGAUCUUGUGAGGCGCAGGAUGCAGUUAGAGGGUGUUGGCGGUCGAGCUCGUGUCUACAACACUGGCUUGUUUGGAGCAUUUGGGCGCAUUAUUCAAACUGAAGGGGUACGAGGUUUGUACAGAGGAAUUCUGCCAGAGUACUACAAGGUUGUUCCCAGUGUGGGCAUUGUCUUUAUGACUUACGAAACCUUGAAGAUGCUUCUAUCAGGCAUUCCAAGUUAUUAGCAUACUCAAUUGCUAAAUUUGUGCCAAUGCUCUUGGUUUAAGUUAAUUGAAAAGUACAAUGCUGGGGAAAUUUGAUCUCUUAGGAAGCUGGUAUGCUAGAAAAUAUCAUGGUUAACAUUUUCUAGCUAGUUUUGUCGAGGUGAAUUUUGCUGUUAUUACCAGCAAUUUUGUUCUGCAUAGGUAGUUAUAAUUUGAGAGACAACAUUUUACCAACUUCGAAUAUUAGGUUGAUACCAUUUUGUAGCUGAUGAUUUUAUCAACGAAGCAGUAUUUAUGAGGUGAAUUUUGCUGUUAUUACCAGCAUUUUUGUUCUGUAUAGGUAGUUAUAAUUUGAGUGACAACAUUUGUACCAACUUCGAAUAUGGUUGAUACCAUUUUGUACCUGAUGAUUUUAUCAAUAAAGUAGUUUUGUUUUAAUG